Aplysia californica (California sea hare) is the source of this 833-nucleotide messenger RNA. RefSeq lists its product as uncharacterized. The coding region runs from base 121 to 669 and encodes 182 amino acids. The transcript is spliced from 3 exons. The record is from RefSeq and is a predicted model, not a curated record. NCBI's taxonomy places the organism in Eukaryota, Metazoa, Mollusca, Gastropoda, Aplysiida, Aplysiidae.
GUCAGCUCUGGUUGACUCUGACAGGCAGAGUCGGAAACCCGUCUCCUUAAUUAUCUAAAGUGUGCUGAUGGGGGAGUAAAACACCGACAUUUGAAAAAGAGAGAAACACAAUGUGUUGAAAUGUGCUCAGUCUUCGGUCCAGCCCCGAGACAAGGAAACACCAUGAGGCUCUCGUCUGUCUCGUCCCCUCUGCUGGUUCUUCUCCUCGCCCUUCUCGGACUCGUAGGGAGGACCUCGGGAUGGGACUCGGAUGACUGGGAAAAGCUUCACUUUGAUGUGAGGGACAUGUUAGCGGUUUCAACCGAGUCGCCACCAACUCCUCAAUUCCACUGGAAGCAACGCCUGCUUCCAAAGGAUGAUGACAGCUCCGAUAUGUCCUUGCCACCAAACCUCCUACUGCCCCUAAAAUCGAUACUUUCCGGUGACGCUACGUUGGAGACAGAGAGCUCAACUCCAUCUGACCUGGAGGAAAAAUGGAAUACGCUUUCGCUGCUGGGAAAAAAGAUGACAGCCCUGACGCAAGAAAUAUUGAAGAUUGGCUUUCUGUUGCUCCGGGACUUUCUGGGUAUUGCCGCGGUGGACUCUCCCGACAUGCCAGCCUCCAAGUGUAGUGGCCCUGGGUGUGUUGUUGAACCAACUGUUGCACCAACUGUAGAGGGGGAAAAAUAGGACUACCCCCUCCCCCUUCUCCCCAAAAGAGAACGAAAGAGAUUGAAUAAAUUAGGUCUAGAUCUAUAUUAUGUCGUGUUUAGCUCGUGGUACGUAGACACUGGAAAUACACUUGAUACCAGAUGUUGUCCUGUCACCUUUCCAAUAAAACAAUACCAAAUACU